GAUGAUAUAAACACAUCAUAUAUUCAACAGGGUUUUGUUAAAGAUAACUCGGUGUUUUUUUCCGAUAAUGAGCUUGUAAUGGAUGAUUCUUCUUUUUCUUCUCAAAGCCAAUAUAUGUUAACGCCAACAUUAGAAGUUAAAAAAAAGGAGAUUGUUGAAACGAUUAAAAUCAAACUAACUCAACAUAACAGGAAGAGAAAACGUAUUAGCAAGGAGGAAAAAGAAGAAAAGGAGGAAGUGAAUGGUGUCAAUUUGGAAUUGAAUGGAGUCAAUUCGGAAGUGAAUGGAGUUUCGUCAGCUUCGAGUCCUGCGUAG
Racocetra persica is the source of this 315-nucleotide messenger RNA. NCBI's taxonomy places the organism in Eukaryota, Fungi, Glomeromycota, Glomeromycetes, Diversisporales, Gigasporaceae. The record is from the annotation of a GenBank genome assembly.